This is a messenger RNA of Ziziphus jujuba (common jujube), 3333 nucleotides long. Its product is annotated as eukaryotic translation initiation factor 3 subunit A. Gene Ontology annotation, biological process: translation reinitiation; formation of cytoplasmic translation initiation complex. NCBI's taxonomy places the organism in Eukaryota, Viridiplantae, Streptophyta, Magnoliopsida, Rosales, Rhamnaceae. Gene Ontology annotation, molecular function: mRNA binding; translation initiation factor activity. The transcript is spliced from 14 exons. The record is from RefSeq and is a predicted model, not a curated record. The coding region runs from base 228 to 3119 and encodes 963 amino acids. Gene Ontology annotation, cellular component: multi-eIF complex; eukaryotic translation initiation factor 3 complex, eIF3e; eukaryotic translation initiation factor 3 complex, eIF3m.
UAAAAAAGGAAACGUUUUUAUUUUUGUUUUUUUAGAAACGGUGCGUAUUGAGUAAAACUAGGGCUCUUCUCUUUUCGGUUUCACUCAAGAAUCCAACACGAGCGCCGUCGCUAUUCGUCGUUGUACUCUGCGAAUCGUGAAACGCACUCUGUAAUUACCUCACUGCAAUUUUGAGGUGACUGUUAAAAGACUGUGUCAUUUCCUGAGUUGGCCAUAUAUUUUCAGAUAUGGCGACUUUUGCCAAGCCUGAAAAUGCUUUGAAGCGAGCUGAAGAGUUGAUAAAUGUUGGACAGAAGCAAGAUGCAUUGCAGGCACUUCAUGAUCUUAUCACAUCAAAAAGAUACCGAGCAUGGCAAAAACCGCUCGAGAGGAUCAUGUUUAAAUAUGUGGAGCUUUGUGUGGACCUGAGGAGAGGAAGAUUUGCCAAAGAUGGUCUGAUUCAGUACCGCAUUAUAUGUCAGCAAGUCAAUGUGACUUCGUUGGAGGAAGUGAUCAAGCACUUCAUGCAUCUUUCCACUGAAAAAGCCGAGCUUGCCCGGAAUCAGGCACAAGCUUUGGAAGAAGCUCUUGAUGUUGAUGACCUUGAAGCUGAUAAGAGGCCAGAGGAUCUAAUGCUUAGCUAUGUCAGUGGAGAGAAGGGAAAAGAUAGGUCUGACCGAGAAUUGGUUACCCCUUGGUUCAAGUUUUUGUGGGAGACCUAUAGAACAGUGCUGGAGAUUUUAAGGAAUAACUCAAAGUUGGAGGCACUUUAUGCUAUGACAGCGCAUCGGGCCUUCCAAUUCUGCAAGCAAUACAAAAGAACAACGGAGUUUCGCAGGUUGUGUGAAAUCAUUCGAAACCAUUUAAUCAAUCUCAACAAAUUUAAAGAUCAAAGGGACCGACCUGACCUAUCUGCACCAGAGAGCUUGCAGCUGUAUCUUGAUACAAGAUUUGAACAGCUAAAAGUUGCUACUGACCUUGGACUCUGGCAGGAAGCUUUUCGUUCCGUUGAAGAUAUUUAUGGAUUGAUGUGCAUGGUUAAGAAAACCCCUAAAGCAUCAUUGAUGGUGGUUUAUUAUGCCAAGCUAUCAGAAAUUUUCUGGAUUUCAGGUAGCCAUCUAUAUCAUGCUUAUGCAUGGCUUAAGCUUUUCACUCUUCAGAAAAGCUUCAACAAGAAUUUAAGCCAGAAGGAUCUGCAAUCUAUAGCAUCAUCUGUGGUUCUAGUUGCGCUCUCGGCGGCCCCAUAUGAUCGCACACACAAUGCAUCUCAUUUGGAAGCUGAAAAUGAGAAAGAACGUAACUUGAGGAUGGCUAAUCUUAUAGGAUUUAACCUUGACCCUAAGCUUGAGAGAGGAGAAGUGCUUUCCCGCGCAUCUCUUCUGUCAGAACUGGUCUCAAAAGGUGUAUUGAGCUGUGCAACCCAGGAUGUAAAAGAUCUUUACCAUCUGCUGGAACAUGAAUUUCAACCUCUAGAUCUUGCAUUGAAGAUACAGCCGUUGCUGACCAAAGUAUCAAAAUUAGGGGGUAAGCUGUCUUCUGCUUCUUCUGUUCCAGAAGUGCACCUAUCUCAGUAUGUUCUUGCCCUGGAAAACCUUGCUACUCUGAGGUUGCUUCAGCAGGUCUCCAAGGUCUAUCAGUCAAUGAAAAUUGAGUGUUUAUCUCAGAUGAUCCCCUUUUUUGAUUUUUCUGUUGUGGAAAAGAUAUCAGUGGAUGCUGUUAAGUAUAAUUUUGUAGCCAUGAAAGUCGACCACAAACAGGGUGUGGUUCUGUUUCAUAACUUGGUUAUUGAGUCUGAUGGUCUUCAGGAUCACUUGACAUUGUUUGCUGAAUCAUUGAAUAAUGCAAGGGCUAUGAUAUACCCUCCUGCAAAGAGAGCAUCAAAAUUAGGUGAAGUGCUACCUUCUUUGGCAGAUAUUGUGGACAAAGAACAUAAAAGGCUUCUUGCUAGAAAAUCAAUUAUUGAGAAAAGGAAGGAAGAACAAGAACGUCAUCUUUUGGAAAUGGAACGUGAAGAAGAAUCUCGUAGGCUUAAGCUGCAGAAGAUUACUGAAGAGGCAGAGCAGAAGAGGCUUGCAGCUGAGUAUGAGCAGAGGAAGAAUCAAAGGAUCCUUAAGGAAAUAGAAGAGCGGGAGCUUGAAGAAGCACAGGCUUUGCUUCAGGAAGCACGCAGCAAGAAGAAGGGAAAAAAGCCGAUUCUUGAAGGAGAAAAGGUGACGAAACAAACGUUGAUGGAACUAGCCCUGAGUGAACAACUCAGAGAGAGACAGGAAAUGGAAAAGAAAUUGCAAAAACUUGCUAAAACUAUGGAUUAUUUGGAAAGAGCAAAACGAGAAGAGUCAGCUUCCUUAAUUGAAGCUGCAUUUCAGCAGCGUGUGGUGGAAGAGAGGGUUCUUCAUGAACGUGAACAACAGCUGGAAAUUGAGCAGAGCCAACAGCGGCAUGAAGGGGACCUCAAGGAGAAGAUUAGGUUGUCACGUAUGUUGGACUACAAGAUGAUAUUCCAAGAAAGGGUGACGCAUCAUCGGCAAGCAGAGUUUGAGAAAAGAAGAGAGGAGAGAGAGGAGCAAAUCAAUCAGAUAAUUCAGGCUCGGAAACUAGAAAGGGAAGCUAAAAGGAAGAAAAUAUACUAUGUAAGGUCUGAGGAAGAAAGACUGAGAAAGAUUCAGGAAGAGGAGGAAGCUCGCAAGCGCGAAGAGGCUGAGAGGCGAAAGAAGGAAGAAGCUGAACGCAAGGCAAAACUGGAUGAGAUUGCUGAAAGGCAGAGGCAAAGAGAGCAGGAGCUAGAAGAAAAGGAAAGGCAGAGGCGAGAGGCACUCUUGGGGAGAUCAACUGCUGCUGCUGAGAUUCCUUCUAGCCGUCCAGCUGAGCCUGCUCCAGCUGCAGUAUCUGCUCCUGCAGCAGCAGCGGCAGCAGCGACGUCCACUGGAAAAUAUGUGCCUAGGUUCCGGCGACAGAUUGCUGAAGGCUCUGGGCAAGCUCCUCCUCCAGAACCUGAUCGUUGGGGCAGUAGCAGGCAUGAUGACCGCCCUUCCCAGCCCCCCAAUGAUAAGUGGCGUAGUGAUGACCGUAGACCAACCUUAGGCGGUUCAAGGUCCAGUUGGUCCUCAUCUAGGAACCCACCACGAGGCUCGGAACGCUGAUUGCAUGGAGGAGUUUCGUUGUUUUGCAUUUUUAGGCAGGCCAAUUUUGGUUCAUCAAAGCUAGGAAGUUCUGGUUUACUUGAGAAAAUAAUCGUUCUUAGAUUCAAAAUAUUAAGACCUGGCAGAGCUGUUACUCGUAUUCUUUUUGUUUUUGUUUUUGUUUUUUUUUGGGUUUCUUUUCCAUUCUUAAUUUUUAAUGUGUUUCUUUUAAUUA